AUGGAUGAAUCAUUUCAGCAAGUAUAUGAAGUAUUUGAGCUUGUACAUGAGGUAUUUCAGGAAGAAAUAACGGCCGGUAUUUUGGAGAGUACCGGUCCACUGAUCGGUAAUUCACCUCAUAUUCGUUCGAGUGAAUUUCUCACUCAUCCAAUCUUUAACUCGUAUCAUAGUGAAACACAGUUGAUGCGUUAUAUGAAGCGAUUGGAGAAUAAAGACGUAUCGUUGGCGAAUUCGAUGAUUCCGUUAGGAUCGUGCACCAUGAAAAUGAACGGAAGUGCUGAGCUGAUUGUGAGUGUUUUGAAAGAGUUUCGAAAUGUGACAUUUUUAUGCAGGCGUUUAUAG
This is a messenger RNA of Anisakis simplex (herring worm), 342 nucleotides long. The record is from the annotation of a GenBank genome assembly. NCBI's taxonomy places the organism in Eukaryota, Metazoa, Nematoda, Chromadorea, Rhabditida, Anisakidae.